CCGUGCCCCGUCGGUUCCUUGGACCCCGCCGGAACGGAGCGAUGGUUAUCCAUGUGCUCUAUGACGCCUGCUGCCCCACCUGCUUGCGGGCCAUUCAGCUGGUCACCUUCCGGGAAGACACUCUCAAGGCGGCGACCACGGAGCUCCACCCCUGGCCCUCCGCGGGGGCGGAGGAGGUGCUCAGAGGCAUGGCCUUUGGUGAGCGGCCUGCAUCGCUGCGGGGCCGGGUGUGGGCGAAGCUGAGCAGCGGCUUGGUGCUGCCCAACUGCCAGGAGGAUCCAAUGCGCUUGAUCUAUGAGAUGGAGUACAUGGCCUUUGUCCGCCUGCCCACUCCACAGAUUCGAGCGCAUGUGGAUGAGAUCGUCGUGCUGCCGCUUGAGCGCGCGCGGCAAGAUGCGAAGGGCCGCGCGCGUUGGUGGUCCUCCCCCUCCGCGCUGCGCUCCGCUGCGCGGGCCUUGGCCUCGCAGCACUUCGCGGUCUUCGACGACUUUCUGCCGGAGGCGACCUGCGAGGCCUUAGCUGCGAGCGCCAGAUCUGCGCGCCCAGAGAUGCAGCGGGGCGCCACCGGGGCAGCAUCGAAGGCGACGGGCACAGAUCUGGCGAAGGUCCUCAACGAGCCCAGCCGCGGCGAUGUGGUGAAGUUCUGUGAUGAUGGGAAGAUGUCCGGCUGUCCAGAGCUUUUGGACGCGUUGGACGCCCUGGUCGAGGGGCUGCAGGGCUGCGAGGAGACGAGGCAGCGACUGAGAUGUGUGGACUGGGCCAAUGGCGCCAUGUUCGCCAUCUACCCGGGCAAUGCCUCCAGAUACAUCAAGCAUGUGGACAACACGCUGGGCACCGACGGUCGGUGCUUGACAGCAGUGCUCUACCUGAACCGUGACUGGACGAAGCAGCAUGGUGGCAGCUUGCGGCUCUUUGAGCCUGGCAUGCAGAACUGCCAGGUGAAGCGGGAUGUGGAGCCGAUUUGGAAUCGAUUGGUGGUCUUUUGGUCGACGCAGGAGGUGCCACACGAGGUGAUGGCCUGUUACAAGGAUCGCCUCGCCAUCAGCGUGUGGUUCCUCUGCGGCGCCCAGAGCCUGCGGAGCCGGGAGCCCUUCACACGGCUCUUCCGCCCGGAGAAGCUGAGGUGCAUCGCUGGCCGCGACCGCCGUCAGAGGUUGCUGCAUGCGGCGGCAAAUCAGAACGAGAGGGAAGCUUUGGCCCAGCUGCCUUUGGAUUGCACCUUCACGCAGCAGCAGUUGUCCGAGCAAGCCAGGAUCUUCCACUGGCGCACUGAAGAGGAUGUGCAGAAAGACCAGGACACAGAGCAGGACCUGGCAAUCCGCACAGCAGUGGCCAAAGCGCUGCAGGGCGUGCCAGCGGCAGAGGCCUUUCAGGCGGCCGUGCCAGACAAGAUGCAGAGUGCCAAGUGCUCAUUGCCACUGCGCUUCGAGCUGGUGGAAGACUUUCCCUUGCCCAGGAGACCUCAAGAUGAUCCCUGAUGUGAUACUAUGCUGCGAGACAAAGUUCUAGCAUAUCAAGGAGGUGCUGUCCUUUUUCAAAGCUGCCAGGGUCUUGGCAGCUGACACGGCUGAUGGCUGUGUGGCCUUCAACAAGUUCACGUUUGAUGCCACGCGCGAAUAUCUUUUCUAGAGAACACACGGAAGACGGAAGCUUCCUGACCGAGUCAGACCAGACAGUAGAGGUUGUUUUCAAUGGCCGUGUCAGUUGCUCACUAUCACCUGCCCAUGACAUUGGGUGAAUCUGUAUGUCGACAUAGAAAACGGAACAGACUUACCGCAGAAUCCUCUGAUAUUGUUGCCAGAUCUUAGGCUGUUUGCCAGUUAUGGAAGCAUCUACAAUGAUCAUGAACUUGACACAGAGUCUCCUUUGACAGAGUUGGUGCGCGCAAACGUGCCGCUGCCAAUGCUGUUUGGUGUGAAGGGCUUGGAUGAACAGGCUAGCUGACGCCACCAAACUUCGGGGCCACUCGAGGGGACGAAUGAGUGCAGAAUGGAGAGCAAAAAGAGACUACUCUCAAAUUGCCGUUGUUUUCAAUCAGAAGUUGGGCAAGUCAGACGUUGGGCUUUGCGACGUCAUGGACGU
This is a messenger RNA of Effrenium voratum, 2082 nucleotides long. The record is from the annotation of a GenBank genome assembly. NCBI's taxonomy places the organism in Eukaryota, Dinophyceae, Suessiales, Symbiodiniaceae.